Messenger RNA from Apus apus (common swift), 2571 nucleotides. RefSeq names its product inositol hexakisphosphate kinase 3 (gene IP6K3). Gene Ontology annotation, biological process: phosphatidylinositol phosphate biosynthetic process; inositol phosphate biosynthetic process. Lineage: Eukaryota; Metazoa; Chordata; Aves; Apodiformes; Apodidae. The coding region runs from base 46 to 1527 and encodes 493 amino acids. The record is from RefSeq and is a predicted model, not a curated record. Gene Ontology annotation, cellular component: nucleus; cytoplasm. The transcript is spliced from 6 exons. Gene Ontology annotation, molecular function: inositol hexakisphosphate kinase activity.
CAGGCACUUGGCAGCACCAAUGGCAGCUGUCAGGUGACAGCCCAAAUGUCCAUGGGCUCCCCCUGCCCCCUCAUUUCUCCUACUCCAACCACACCAAGAAGCAGCAAGGAACCCAGAGCAGACAGGACCCCAAGCCCGUGGUCCCCCCGAUCCUGGACCAGCCAUUUACACCCAGCAGACACCAUUGCUGAAAACCCAGAGUGGGAGGUAACUGGCUCCUUCCUGCUCCCGAGCCCCCUUCACUGCUGCUACAGGAGAGUGGUUCCUCCCCCAAGCCCCCUGCCCAGCACCAUGGUGGGGCAGAGCCCCAGAGGGCCCAUGGAGGGCAGACCUGCUGUCCUGUUGGAGCCCUUCAUCCACCAGGUUGGUGGCCACAUGAGCAUGAUGAAGUACGAUGAGCAGACAGUCUGCAAGCCCCUGGUCACGCAGGAGCUGAGCUUCUACGAGUCGCUGCCCUUGGCCAUGAGGCAGUUCACCCCCCAGUACAAAGGCGUUGUGUCUGUGCACCUCAAGAAGGACAGCCUUGGCAACCUGACCCUGCUGGCCAGCCCCAGCCUGCAGCCUGAGGGCUGUGGCCUCCUGGACAAAGCCAUUGGGGACUCCUCAGUGACAAUCUGGCACAAGUGCUCCUGGGCUGCCAGCACCAGCACGGAGCACACGCUCCACAGGUGGAGUCACUCACAGCUCACCAAGACCUUCAAGGACAGCUGCCCGGGGAAGAUGCUCUUGAGGACAGACCUUCAGUACCACAAAGAUUCACUUUUGGAAGAUGCAAAAGGAAAGCAGCCAGAAAGAAACAGCUACAACCCCUGGGGACUGCACUGUCACAGGCAGCACCUGAACCGCAUGUCCUCCAAGCACAACGAGAACAAACUUCAUCAGUUUCUAUUGCUUGAAAAUGUGGUAUCCAAAUACAACUAUCCCUGCAUCCUGGAUUUAAAGAUGGGAACCAGGCAGCAUGGAGAUGAUGCCUCAGAGGAGAAGAAAGCCCGGCACAUCAAGAAGUGUGAACAGAGCACCUCGGCUUCCCUGGGCGUCCGGAUCUGUGGGAUGCAGGUUUACCAAGCAGACACUGGCCAUUUUCUCUGCAAGGACAAGUACUAUGGCAGGAAACUCUCCCCAGAGGGGUUCAGACAAACCUUGCGCCAGUUCCUGUGCAACGGCAACCACCUCCGGACCGACCUGCUGGAGCCCAUCAUCCUGAGGCUGAAGGCCCUGCUGGCUGUUAUUAGGAAGCAAAGCUCUUACAGGUUCUACUCCAGCUCACUUCUCAUCAUUUAUGACGGACAGGAGCAGAAGGAGAACCCAGCACCCUUGGAUAAUCACCUUCACUUCCAAAAAACAAACUGUACCCCGCCGCACGGCACCUCCCCCCCCAGAGUCGACGUCCGCAUGAUAGACUUUGCCCACACCACUUUUAAAGGCUCCAAAUCCUACCACACCACCCACGAUGGGCCAGACCAGGGCUAUAUUUUCGGCCUGGAGAAUCUCAUCAAAAUCCUGCAGAAUAUCUCAGAAGGAAAAUGAGAAAUCCUGUGAAACAGCUUGAAUUUCCUAGUGACUGACGUAGCCCUGAGAAGCACCACCUUGGGUGGGUUGUCCAGAUCCCUCCUGGCUGCUGGACACCAUGUGCUUGGUUUGGAAGAGGAGCAUGGACAGCUUGCUAGGGAAGUUGCAAAACAAAAAAAUAAAUGCUAGGUGCCAUUACUGAGCUGAAGUGUAAAAAGCAGAGAGCUGAAAGAAUCUCUUCUGCCUGCAAUCAAUCAGGAGAUUUAUUCUCCUUCCUUGUUUUCCCACUGUUCUUAUUUGUGAGCCAAAGGGAAGAAUUACUUGAGUCUUAAUGAUCAACCAGGACCUGCUCACCCCCAGGUUUGCAGCACCACUUUCAGCUCCUGCUCAACCUCAAAAGACAUAAAGAACCCAAAGACAUAAAAAGGGACAAAAAAUGCCCACCCUGACGUUUCACCCGCAGGACUCUCGGGUGUUCUUUGGACCCUGUGGGUGUUGGGACACGGAGGUAUAAAUGCUGCAGAGGUUCUGCACUGCUGAAGGGGCAAAAGCAGAAGAAACCUCAGACCAAGAACUGGACCUUGCGAAGGUUUCAUGUCCCUACAGGAUUAUAACAGGGCACAUGUCAGAAAUUUUCUAAGCGAGGUGCUCCGUAGGGGCUGGAAGUGCAAGAAUGUGAUGAUUCUCUCAGAUAGCAGUCACAAAAAACAGUCACAUUGAGGUAUUUUUUGCUUAAAGAAGUAAUAAAGAAGCUAAAAAAAAAAGAAAAGAAAAAAGAAAAAAGAAUGAAAAAAAGUGUGAGAUUGAGUCAGGGAGUAGAUAUUAAAGGUCACCUAGAAAUUCUUUUAUAGAAACAUUGCGUGUGUGUUUAGAAGACACAAUAGCAAAAGGCUCAGAAAUAAUGUUUACAGCUUUUGUGGACAGAUUUUAUGAUUAGAGCCACAAUUCCUUCCUGCAUGGUGUGGGAAACCUAGGAAGAGAAAUCCUUACACAAGGAAUAGAGCUACAGAUCCCCGUUACGGGGGAGUGGGGAUAUAAAUAAAAUGGUCUAAGUAUCUCUCA